Messenger RNA from Mesorhabditis belari, 1146 nucleotides. The record is from the annotation of a GenBank genome assembly. NCBI's taxonomy places the organism in Eukaryota, Metazoa, Nematoda, Chromadorea, Rhabditida, Rhabditidae.
AUGCUAAGCGCUGCUGAGGAUAUCAUCGACAAAGAGCACUCGAAAAAUAAAACUUCUGAUGAGAAAAAUUGUCCAUCAGAAAGUGGAACACGACAUUGUGAUGGUCGAAUCUCGACAGGAACUGUCCUUUUGGCUGAUAUUCUUCCCAAUCUCAUUGUGAAGAUUCUUGUGAUGUUUUUUGGACAAAAUGCAAGACAUGGAAUCCGUCACUUUUUCGUCGUCUCUCUGCAAGCUGUCGCUGUGAGCGUUGUAGCGAUUUCCGAGAAUUACUACAUCACACUUUCUGGUGUUGUAUUAUCUUCGAUUUCUUGCGGCAUUGGUGAAUCGACUCUUGUCUCCUACUCUUCUCAUUUCCCUCAUUCAACCACUGUAGCUUUUACAUCGGGACAAGGAACUUCAGGGGUUCUUGGUUCAUUCAUCUACGCGGCUCUCACCGAACCACAUCUCGCAAAUCUUUCUCUAAAAGCAACUUUUCUCAUAAUGUUGAUAGUCCCUUGCAUUUAUGGUGCUACAUUUUGGUUAAUCCUUGAUCAUCCAGGCAAUCUUUGGUUCAUUUUCAAAAACAAAGAAAAGACUUUCGAUUAUUCAAAAGCUGAAAGAAUUGUGGAAAAAAGACAAACAACAUUAGUGGAAAAAAUGAGGCUGAUACAGCCAUUAAUUCAUUUCAUUUUCCCGAUGGUGAUUGUUUAUUUGGCUGAGUACACGAUAAAUCAAGGCUUUAUUCAAUUAAUUGUUUUUAAAUGCGCAAACGCGUUUCAUUUAUCGAAAAAGAGUCAAUAUAGAUGGUUUCAGGUAAUCUAUCGAACGGGCACUUUCAUCUCAAAAUCCUCGCUGAUCCUUGUGAAUUUUCCAAUUUGGAUGCUUUACGUGUUUCCAUUUUUGCAGAUUGGAAACGCUUUGUUUUUCUAUUUCGAGGCGUUGAAAGCCUUUCUGCCGCAUAUUUCUAUAGCUUUUGUGGUGAUUCUCGUAGCCGGGCUUUUCGGAGGAUCAAGUCUUGUGAAAACGCUUAAUCAUAUUCAUAAAACGAUUCCUACCGAUAUUCGCGAGUUUUCCCUCGCCGUCAUUACCACCGCUGACACAAUUGGAAUUGUGAUGGCUGCUUUUACAGCUAUUUGGUUGCAUAAUGUUAUUUGUGAUCAAUUGGGA